ACGAGAGAUUUCAACCGCCUUCACAUCUUUGGCAUUUCCUUGGUACCCGCAUAUGCGCCAACUAUUGAUGCCCCGUCACAGGAUUCUCCCAUAAUAAGUCAAAAUGGAGAACACUAUGGUCCUGCUCUAGCAGUCAAGAAUCUUCGCCUCACGACACGAUAUGUAGAAAGUGGCCCUCAACAAGGAGACCGUGUAGCAGAAGUUACGAUCUCCAAUAUGGCAUCAUAUUCGAGAGAUACCAAUCUACUCGAAAACCGUUCUCUCAAAGGCAAAUACUCAGUCCACGUCACCGGACCUGGUAUGACGACCACAAGACCCGGAGAAAUCACACGAUUGAUGCCCGGAGAUGAUGCUCGCUUGGAUAUUGGAGUCACAAUAUCUCAGUCUACACCAACCUUUGCUACCAGUAUUCCUGUUCAUGUCGAGAUCAGAAGACAAAAUGACCCUCUGGUGAUUCGAAGUGAGGAGUGGGAAAUGAACAUA
This is a messenger RNA of Acaulospora colombiana, 483 nucleotides long. NCBI's taxonomy places the organism in Eukaryota, Fungi, Glomeromycota, Glomeromycetes, Diversisporales, Acaulosporaceae. The record is from the annotation of a GenBank genome assembly.